AUGUCAAUGUUUAGAUCACUUGCCGAUUCGGCAGCUUCCAUCACAUUAUUUAAGGUGUCGAUGAAUAUGCUUGCAAGCUUGAAGAAGCAUUCAGUUGUUUCCAGUAGCGGAGUCAAAAAAGAAAAAGGAUGGUUUGAUUCAAUAUUAGGAAACCGUCAAGAUGCUUCCAGUGGAAGAUAUCGGUACCAGAUUAAUGUAGUUGAAGAUACCUUACCUACUAAAGAGCAAUACAACUUGAUCAAGAGCUAUGCACGGACUACUCCGUUUUCCCAUGAUGCAUUUACUCAAGCAUUUCCUCGAGCUAUGGAUCCCACCAAUAAAGACGUCCAAAGUCUCUUCGUUCGUCCUCUUGUCGUCGAUUGGGAGCACAAGUUAUUGGCAUCUAACGAAACUCAUCUCUCUAAACUAUUAAGUGAAGCAUACGGAAUUAACAUAUAA
Brettanomyces nanus is the source of this 438-nucleotide messenger RNA. RefSeq lists its product as uncharacterized. Bases 1 to 438 code for a protein of 145 amino acids. Gene Ontology annotation, molecular function: oxidoreductase activity. Lineage: Eukaryota; Fungi; Ascomycota; Pichiomycetes; Pichiales; Pichiaceae. Gene Ontology annotation, cellular component: mitochondrion. The transcript is spliced from 2 exons. The record is from RefSeq and is a predicted model, not a curated record.